Halteromyces radiatus is the source of this 905-nucleotide messenger RNA. RefSeq lists its product as uncharacterized. Bases 42 to 818 code for a protein of 258 amino acids. The record is from RefSeq and is a predicted model, not a curated record. Lineage: Eukaryota; Fungi; Mucoromycota; Mucoromycetes; Mucorales; Cunninghamellaceae. The transcript has 5 exons. Gene Ontology annotation, biological process: endoplasmic reticulum tubular network organization; membrane organization. Gene Ontology annotation, cellular component: endoplasmic reticulum; membrane.
CUCUCUUUCUUUCUCUCCUUUUUUUUAAAAAAAAAAAAAAUAUGACGGAUUUAUCAGAAACAACAUCUGAAUCUACUACGACUACUACUACUACUACUACUACUACUACUCGUACAACUGAAUAUAAGUCUCUUCAUUUUGUUUGGUUUGUCAGUCAUGGAGCACUCACAGCGACAAGUACAUUAUACUUCCUAUCUUGGUUACUUGUACACCCAAGUCAUUUUCUUUAUCGUUUAUCAUAUUUACUUGCCAUAGUCACUUAUACAAUCACUCUUUAUAGUGCAUACAAGCCUUCUUCCAAUACAAAUGAAUUGAUGAUCAAACGUAUGUUAUUAGACGAAGAUUUCUCCUAUCUCUUUUUGGCCUUCUACUUGUUUUGGACGAGACGAUUGACUGUGACAUUGGUUCCAUUCUUUGUUUAUUCAUUGUUUCAUGUGGCUCAAUAUUUACAAUCUUCUUUAAUUCCAUCUAUGGCUCCUCAUUUAUCUUAUAUAAGUGACAAACUUAAGAAUUGGAUAGAUCAAUAUCAUACUCAAGUCAUACAUUUAGUAGCUAAAUAUGAACUUUUUGUCGUGAUGGGUCGUUUAAUCUUUGGAUUAUUUGUAUUCCGAUCCUCUAUUUUCUCAAUAUUGUUUUAUAGUCAUUUUCUUCGUAUGCGAUAUUAUACUUCAAUAUCUAUGCGUGAAACUCUUUCUGAAAUAGGUAAACAACUUGAUACUUUUUUACUUCCUCCUACUGCUCAUCCAAAGGUACCUCCUAGUGUUUCCAAAGCUUAUCAAACUUUUAGAGAUAUCUCCAAAAUCAAGAAACAACAAUGAUUAGUAUAGUUUUUUAUAUAUUAUUUGAUCAAUAAAAAAGAACGUGAUUUGUUCUCCAAACUGGUAAUUUAUCCAAACGGAACGGAA